Messenger RNA from Doryrhamphus excisus (bluestripe pipefish), 3208 nucleotides. RefSeq names its product schwannomin interacting protein 1 (gene schip1). Gene Ontology annotation, cellular component: plasma membrane; cell junction. Gene Ontology annotation, biological process: positive regulation of hippo signaling. Lineage: Eukaryota; Metazoa; Chordata; Actinopteri; Syngnathiformes; Syngnathidae. The record is from RefSeq and is a predicted model, not a curated record.
ACGCGCGCACACGCUCAGCAUCCCAUUGGCUGGGAUAUUUCCCCCCUCUCUCCACCCCCUCCCCUCCACCCCUUCCUCCAACCAAGUCAGGUUAUCUCUCCGGCUGCUCCCGUCGCAAAGUGUCCACUUCAUCAGUGACUGACUGCAGAAAGACAGAAAGGAGGGAAAGCACGCUCGCCAGUGAGAGGCAUGCUGAGGAACUCCACGCACAGAGGCAUGCACCCGGCGGGAGAGGAGGCGAGGAUGCGUGUGCAGGGGCCGCGGGAGAGAAGACACCUUGCUCUGUGCAUCAACAACCAGGAAGAAGUGAAGAGGUAUCACCGCUACUGCAAUCACAGCGGAGGGCAAACAGCUCCGAAGGUGGAGAGUCACCCCCAGAGGAGCGAGGGGGAGCCUGACAACAGGUCUCACCGCCGCGGGCAACAACAACAACAACAACAACAACAACAGCAACAACAGCAGCAGCAGGAAAUCAAGGCUAUUGUUAUCCAGCGGGCCUGGCGUGCCAGCGUGUCACGCCGAGGGAGCUGGCAGGACCAUGCCAAGAAUGGAACUGAGGAGAUGGCGCCUCCAGACAGCCUGGACGCACCUGUGAAGACCACCGACCUUUUCCCGGAGCAGCUCCAGAGCCUGCACAGUGCCUUCCAGCUUGUUAAUGAUGGAGGCUUCCAGCUGCAGACUGCCGACCUCACGGUGGACGUGGACCACAUCAACAUGAACGUGCCACCGUUUGAGACCAAGGUGUUAAUCAUCCAGCGAGCCUGGCGUGAUUUCCUCCAGAAGCAGGAAGUGGAGAAGAGGAGCCCCUCACCGUCUUCCCUUUCUUCUUCGGACAAGAUGAGCAUGUCCAUCAGCAUGGCCACCCUCUCCGAUGGUAGCACCCCGGAUUACCGGGAGGAUGGCAUGGACCUGGGGAGCGAUGCGUCCAGUCGCUCCAGUUCAGAGUCCAACUCCAACAAGGUUACGCCCUGCUCCCCUUCGCCUGACCUGGCCACGCUGGAUGGCUACAAAUCAUCCCCUUCUCUGGACCUUGUCACCCUAGAGGACUAUGAGGAGGAUGAGGACUACCAAGAGUACAAGAAGAAGGUGAUAGAGGAGUGGGAGAGUGAGUACGGAGACGACUGCGCCUCCCCACAGGCUCCUGGUCAAGAGGAAAGCCGAGGAGGCGUCACGGGGCCCGAAGAGGUCAGCGAGGGCUACAGGAAGAACAGUCGCGGCCUCAGCGAUGAAUUACAGGAUGUGAAAACCGCUCCUCCCCUCCCGGCCCCCAACAGACGCACUACCACCUCCAUCACCGGCGUUCCAGAGGAACUCCAACAAAACGGAAAUGUGAUUUUGCCCCGCAGCAACCAGCUCCACUCCCCUGGUACACCGCAGGGGGGGUCGACAGGGACUGCCAAGCGCAGACACCACAGCUUCAGCCAAGGCAGGGGGGACCGCAGCACCGGUAGGGGCAGCGGUGGAGGAGACAGUGCCGGGACGGUAGGAUGUAUGGGGGGUUACGGACAGGAGGACGGCAUCGAGGAAGAGACUCUGCCCACCAUGGACUGGGCGGCGCUGGAGAGGCACCUGGCGGGGCUGCAGUGCCGAGAGCAGGAGAACCAAAACCUCAAUCACAACCAGAACCACAACGUGGGCAAGACCAGCUACACCUCAGCCCAAAAGAAUGAGAGGGAGUCCAUCAGGCAGAAGUUGGCCCUGGGCAGUUUCUUUGACGAUGGACCGGGCAUCUACACCAGUUGCAGCAAGAGUGGCAAACCCAGUCUGUCGUCAAGGCUGCAGAGCGGCAUGAACCUGCAGAUCUGCUUCGUCAACGACAGCGGCAGCGACAAGGACAGCGAUGCGGACGACAGCAAGACGGAGACCAGCCUGGACACGCCCCUGUCCCCCAUGUCCAAGCAGAGUUCGUCCUACUCGGACAGGGACACCACAGAGGAGGACUCAGAGUCCCUGGAGGACAUGGACUUCCUGAGUCGACAGAAGAAGCUGCAGGCGGAGGCCAAGCUGGCGCUGGCCAUGGCCAAGCCCAUGGCCAAGAUGCAGGUGGAGGUGGAGAAACAGAAUCGUAAAAAGUCGCCGGUGGUUGAUCUGCUUCCACACAUGCCUCACAUCAGUGAAUGUCUCAUGAAAAGAAGCCUGAAGCCCAACGACCUGAGGGACAUGACCCUGGGACAGCUGCAGGUGAUCGUCAACGACCUGCACUCCCAGAUUGAGAGUCUGAACGAGGAGUUGGUCCAGCUGCUGGUGGUCCGAGAUGAACUCCACAUGGAGCAAGAUGCCAUGCUGGUCGACAUCGAGGACCUCACCAGGCAUGCCGAAAGCCAGCAGAAACAUUUGGCUGAGAGGACCCUAUCCAAAUAAGAAGGUCGCCAUGUCCCCCCCUGCUGGCUCCAGCUCAUCUUCCCUUCCCUGCCGCCUGAACCAAAUGAAGCCCUUCACCAAACCGUCACACCUCCAUCUCCAUCCACAUCUGCUCGCUUGUCUCCCGGCGCCAUUUUACGCCUUCCUGCUCUCCUUCCUCCGCCCACAACCUCCAACUCUCACGCGCUUGCAUCCCAAGGACGGACGGAGCGAUGCCUGUACUUCCUUGGGAGGAGGAAAGGAAACAAGGAAACAGAUGGUGUAUUGUCAUGGAUUCUGUCCCAGCUUCCUGUGAAGUAAUCGGCCUUGCUUUGCUCUCGUUUUACUUUACAACUUUCUACAUUCGCCACUAAAUUAUUACUGUCAAAUGCAAAAAAAAAAAAAAUUGUGGGGGAAAAAAAAGUAAAGUUCUAGUGAAAACUUUAGUAGAAAGUCAGUCUUAAGAAUAAAAAAGAAAAAGAAACAACACUGUAUUAAAAAGAUGAUGGCUAAUUAUCUUCAGAGCAUUUUAAGUUGGACUGUAAAGUAUUUCAUAUUCUGCACAAAUGGUAGUUUUCAACUGACAAAUGUUUAUUUGAAGGUGCUAAAAGAGUGUAAAGGAAACAUGCCUGCCUUGUAGUGGAGUCGUAGCUUUUGGUAAAAAAAAAAAAAAAACAACAAACAAACAAAAAAAAAAACAUUCACUCCAAUUGCUCUUCAUCUUGAUUUUGUGGCCACAUUUGAAGAAGACGACGACGAAUCGGUGUGUUAAUAUCCUUUUCAUCCUACUGUAUUCAGAAACUUUAUUUGAGGGGAGAAAAUGUUUUAUGUACAGAUAUGUAAAAUAAAGAAUAAACUUUGUUUCAUA